CGCGUUUUCAGUUCGUUUCUGUACGCAAGUCGAGUUGGUCGUGUUUGUCCGCUAGGUAGCGCGUUGUGCUUGUCGUCUUCUUCUAGAAAAUACGCGCGGCAAAUGUGCGUCCUUUACAAAACAUAAAUAAAAACAACAACUGACUGAAAAAUUGUGUUCGUAGUGAAUGAAGUACGGUAUGUUUAGUGUUUGCGAGAAAUAUUAGGCUAAAAUAUUUGCAAUUUGUGCGGUGUGCAGCGAAAAAGCAAGUGCCGUUAAAUACAAAACCGCCCCGCAACAACAACAACAACCGUUACACCCCAAAAAUACGCUGUCAACAUCGCAGUCGCUGUCGUUGUCGCGGUCGCCGUCGCCGUCGCAGUCAGCGUCGCUGUUCGCAUUUGGAAAUACAAAUCGUGUUUUGCGCUUUAGCAUUUUGCAGUUGUUGUUGUUGUUGUUGUUGCCGCUGUUCACUCGCCAAGUUAUUUACGUCGCGUCGCGCAAACAACAACAGCAACAAAACAAAAAUUUACAAUUAAAAUUACGCGCGCUACGUCAAAAAGUAUCUGCGAGAUACACACACCCAACACACACACCAAAAACAACAACUAGAGAGAGAGAGAGAGAGAGAGAGAGAGGAGGAGAGAAAGAGAAGGAACAAGUCGCACAAUAUGCGCAAAAUUCAACUAAAAUGCAGCAUAUCCCGGCUGUAAAAAGUUUUACGAUCCAACCUUAACGCAAUUCCCCGACCCGCACAGCCCCGAAAUAAUGCCAGAUACAAAUUAAGGUCGCUACGUUGCGCCGUGGCACCUGAGAGCAAGUGUAUUAGUCUCAGCAGCAGCAGCAGCAGCAGCAGCAGCGGGAAAAACAACAACAAACAAGGAUAACCCACCCACAAAGGCCGUAAAACAUUUUGGCCAAAGCAACAUUUACAGUUACAGUCGCUACAGGCUCGUAAAUUGCCAGCAAAACAAAAAAAAAAAAAAACAAAAGAGAACAAAAAACAACAACAAUUGUAGUUGCAACCGUAAGAGGCGGCAGCAGCAGCAGAGAUGGCGGGCAACAUUGUCAAAUGGUGGAAACACAAGAUACUCGGCGGCUAUAAACAAUUCUCAGUUCAAGAAUGCACCACAGACUCAGAGGAGCUAAUGUAUCAUCAGGUGCGCGCCUCAUCCUCGUGCAGUGCGCCGCCAGAUUUGUUGCUGGUCAGCGAACGUGACAAUAAUAUACAACUGAGAACGCCCGUGGUUAAUAUAAUCACAACGCCUCCCGGCAAUGCAUCUGGCGCGGCCGCAGCCAAACAGCAGCAGCACCAACAGCAGCAGCAGCAACAGCAUCUGCCACUCCAGCAGCAGCAGCAGCAGCAGCAGCAUCAUCAUCAUCAUGUGACCCGACAUCAGCAGCAGCAGCAGCUGCAGCAGGACAUGAGCAGCAGCGGCAGCCACAGCAAACACUUGCGCAUCAGCAGCAGCUCCAAUGGCAAGCAUGGCAAAUAUGUAAAUAUGCCACAGCAGCCCGAGGAGGAUGUGGUAGAUGCGGCAGCGGCCAUGCCUAUGCCACAUGCAACGCAUCCGCAAUAUUCGCGACAUUUGCAUCAUCACAGCAAGGAGGAGCGCAUCCGUCUGGAGGAAUUCACCUGCGAUGUAUCCGUGGAGGGUGGCAAAUCGUCGCAGCCGCUGCAAUUUUCAUUCACAUUCUAUGAUCUGGAUGGGCAUCAUGGCAAAAUAACAAAGGACGACAUUGUGGGCAUUGUGUAUACCAUAUACGAGUCCAUUGGCAAGUCCGUGGUGGUGCCCCACUGUGGCAGCAAGACAAUUAACGUGCGCCUCACCGUCAGUCCGGAAGGCAAAUCGAAAUCGCAGGCGGCGGCAGCUGCUGCGGCGGCGGCGGCAGCAACAGCAACAUCCACAUGCAUCAACAACAACAGCAGCAACAACAACAACAACAGCAGCAGCAGCAAACUGAAGAAGCUGCCCACAGGGCUGGCGGCCAUGUCAAAAACAGUGAAUGGCGUGGCACUAACAACAUCCGGCGGCGCACGCCGCCAGCAUCGGCAUCGACCACGCAAACUGAUUAAGUCCGAUGACGAGGACGAUGACAGCAACAGCGACAAGGAGAAGGAGCUGGCAAUAGCUGCCGCUGCUACCGCUGCUGCUGUCAAUGCCGAGCACCAGCCCAGUGGCAGUGGCAGUGGCAAGCAGCCAAAGCCCAGAUAUCUGAGGAACAAUACUAAAUUGGAGCAGUGCUGCAGCGGACAGGCACAGCCGGCAGAGCAGCACACGCCGGACAAUGGCCACAAUACCUGCGAGAAUAUGCUGAAUCUCAAAUGCUGCAGCGGUGCCUCCAACAAGGAGGCAGUCGAUGUCGUUGACUGUCCACAGCGCUCGCAGCGACACCAACACCACAGCCACGAUGUCUACAUGAAGCAGGCCACACAGCGCGUCAAAAUGCUGCGCAAGGCGAGAAAACAAAAGUACCAGGAUCACUGCCUCGAAACGCGUCAGCGCAGCCUGUCCGUGGGCAACGACUCCUGCUGGCAAAAUCGCCACAUGCAACAGCAGCAGCAGCAGCAACAACAGCAGCAGCAGCAACAGCAGCAGCAACUGGCCAGUUCGACUCAUGGCCAGGCUCAGAAGAGCGCCUCGUCCUCGCCACCUUUGGGCGAUGUGAUGCUCGAUGGCGUCCAAUUGCGCCAGCCACGCCCACAAUCGCUGCUGACCCAGCGCAAGUCCGCCGAGUGCUGGAAGUCGGCGCUGAAUCGCAACGAUUUGAUAAGCAUCAUCAGGGAGAGCAUGGAAAAGAAUCGCUUGUGUUUUCAGCUAAAUGGAAAACCCCAAGCAAAUGUGAGUCCCAUACGGCAACCGGCAGCACAACAACAACAACAACAACAGCAACAGCAACGCCAACGCUGCAAUACCGGAUCGAAAAUUCCGACGCUAAUUGCGAACCACAGUCCGCAGAGCGCCCAAUCGCCGCUCAGCUGCAGUCCGCCCACGCAGCAAUCGCCGCUGGCCAAUCAUAUCGAGGCCGGGCACGAUACGGUCAACAGCAGUCUCUAUCAUCCGCAGCCGCAUAUACCCAUCUACCAUCAGCAGCUGGCCAUUAAUCCGGCCGUGGUGGCCGCCCAGCACAGCCACAACAGCGCCCACAACAAGCUGAAUCUGUGCGGCUACGAUUCGUUUCUGCAUGCCACGAUUUGUGGCGGAGGCGCCGCUGCCCACUCGCCGCCAGCCACGCCCAGCAAUGUGGCCACCGUACAGCCCAUACCCAAGAAGAGCAGCAGCCACAGCAAACAGCAGCAGCAGCAGCAGCAGCAACAGCAACAGCAACAGCAACGCAGCAGCAAGGAUUACAAGAACUAUGGCAAUCUCAUCUAUGCCAAGCUCAGUGAACAGUUGCAGCAGAGGGAGCGGGAGCAGCGACGUCAGCAGCGACACAAGCUGCAACAGCAGCCGCCACAACAGAAGCCCACGCGGGAUUUGUGUCGUCCGGCUACAGCUACGUCCAGCUCCAGUUCGGCGGGCUCAAAGAUCUAUGGCGAUGCCUUGGAGUGUGCACAUCUGCUGGCCAGCGAGGAGGAGGAGCUGCCGGCCAGUCCAAUGCUGACCAGCACGCCCAGCAAGGUCGUCUCCACGGACACACUGAUCGAUCUGAACGACGAGGUGGGCGAGGCUGUUGCCGAGGUUGCUGCCGUGACAACGGCCAAGGAUGCCGACGAGCCAUCGGCCCAGCUGGCCGCAGACGUGGAUCUGGACACGAGCGCCUCCAGCUCCAUGAUACAUCGCUAUGUGCACGAGCACAUACACCAUCACUAUCAUCACUUCAAGGAGCAGAACGAUAUCUAAGGACUGCAGACCAUAAAUGUUGCUUAUGUUUCUUAUGAUUAAUGUAGCGCAAUUUGUAAUUUAAUUAGCAUUUUACUAAAACCCAAGAUGAUAUUAUUUCUGCUUCAACGUAGGAUUCCGCUAAAUAGAGUGGAUCCCAGACUCAAACAUAAAAUCGAAUCUGAACUUCAUGUCCAAACUUUUAAUCUAUAAUCCCCUAGAGCUAAUGUUAAGAUUUUUUGUGCGCCUUCGCCUUAGCAAGAAUUGAAAAUUGAAACAUUUAAAAGCCAUCGAUUGCUUCGCUUAUGCAAAAAACAGCCUAGCAACAUAUCAUUGCAGUACUAUGUGUAUAAACAAAGCAAAUUAACAUAAACAAAAUGAA
Drosophila virilis is the source of this 4185-nucleotide messenger RNA. RefSeq names its product naked cuticle (gene nkd). Gene Ontology annotation, cellular component: cytoplasm. Lineage: Eukaryota; Metazoa; Arthropoda; Insecta; Diptera; Drosophilidae. Gene Ontology annotation, biological process: negative regulation of Wnt signaling pathway. The record is from RefSeq and is a predicted model, not a curated record.